Molecule: messenger RNA, 2141 nt
Organism: Sarcophilus harrisii (Tasmanian devil)
Lineage: Eukaryota; Metazoa; Chordata; Mammalia; Dasyuromorphia; Dasyuridae
Gene: CFDP1
Product: craniofacial development protein 1
Exons: 7
Coding region: 139-1068 (309 amino acids)
Source: RefSeq, a predicted model, not a curated record
GUUGAUGCUGCGCACGCGCAGAGCUUAACGAGCCUCUCUAGCCACGAGUUUCCCCCCCCCCUAUGGUUCCUCCCUCGGGAUUCGGCCUUUCGGUGGCAGCGCUUUCGGUCCUGCGGGCGGGCUCCAGGUUGCGACACCAUGGACGGUUACGACUCGGAGGAUUUCUCGUCAUCCGAGGAAGACGAAGACUACGUGCCCUCCGGUGGAGAAUAUAGUGAAGAUGAUGUAAAUGAAUUAGUGAAGGAAGAUGAAGUGGAAAAUGAAGAGGAGCCACAGGAAAACAAAGGCAAAAAAAGGAAUUCCAAAGACACCAAAACGAAGUCUCUGGGCAUCGCCCCCAGGAAGAGAAAAAAAGGUGGACUACUAAUGGAAGACAAGGAAGAGACAGAAGACAAGGUGGAAGCAGAAACAGAAGGAAAGAGUGAUGAAGAGGAAGAGAAAACAGUAGAACAAGAAAAAAGCAUUCCAUCGGAGGAGGAGAAGAAGAGACAAGAUGAUGCCCUUUGGGCAAGCUUCCUCAGUGACGUGGGACCCAGAUCCCAGCCUCGACCUCCGAGAAGCCAAACAAAGACAGAAGGAGAAAGCCAGGAGAAGAGUUCAGACAAAUCCCUUGUGACAGCGAAAGAGUCAGACAAACCUAGCGAAAGAGAAAAAGUUAAAAUCACCAAGGUGUUUGAUUUUGCUGGUGAAGAGGUCAGGGUGACUAAGGAAGUGGAUGCAGCAUCGAAAGAAGCCAAAUCCUUUUUUAAGCAGAACGAGAAAGAAAAGCCACAGACUGGAGUCCCUUCAGCACCAUCGGCACUCCCAACAGGCUCGGGGCUAAAAAGACCCAGUGGCAUGAGCAGCCUUUUAGGGAAGAUUGGAACCAAGAAACAGAAGAUGAGUACCCUCGAGAAAUCCAAACUAGACUGGGAGAGCUUCAAGGAGGAGGAGGGCAUUGGUGAAGAACUGGCUAUCCAUAACAGAGGAAAAGAGGGGUACAUUGAAAGGAAAGCUUUUAUGGAGCGAGUGGAUCACAGACAGUUUGAAAUUGAGCGGGACCUCAGGCUGAGCAAAAUGAAGCCUUGAGGGCAUUGGAAAGAUGCUCUGGCAGUUUAUCCCUGCUUGUGGUGUGAGCUCAACUUUUGUGUGUCUGUGAAAUCUCUCCUGUCCUGCUCACUGACUGUCUCGUGAAAAGGAAAGCUAAAUGUUCUGUUCUCCAUGUUGAAGCUCCGUCUGUAUAUCUUGAUCUCAUGUGGUGUCAUUUAUUUUAUUUUUAUAAGUUCUUACUGUGGGAAACUGUUCAGGGACUGGUGAAGAGGAUGGCACUUUCCUUACAGCAGAGAGAGGGCCCAUCCAGUGCCAGCCAGCACAGUCCAGACCUAACAGCUGGCAGGGAUUUUUCCUAGUGUCAUUCUGCCUGUGGUGGAGACAGGACUCCAGCCUUGACAUGGACUAUUAAGCUCAGCUUGCCAGAAUCAUUGACUCUCCAUUAGAGUGCAUCCUUUGUCCUGAUACCAAUGUUGAGAAGAAAAGACAUGGACACACUUCUGCCAGCCAACGCCAGGUCACUGGACAGCUUUGUAUUCAGCUCUUUUCUGUGUUUAAUCUCUCCUUUCUUCUUCCUCUCUCCCCGUCUCUCUUUCACUUCUCCUUCCCUCCUCUUUUUCCUCCCUCUCUCUCCCUCUCCUUCUCCCUUUCUCCCUCUCCAUCUUCCUCUCUCCCUCUCUAUCUCUUCCUCUAUUGGUCCUUCCCUCCCUCCUUCCCUCUUGCUUUCUUCCCCUCCCCCCUCACUAUUUCUUCCCUCAUUCUUCCAGGAUGGAACUCCUUUUAACAUAAUGUGAAACUGAAAUUAUGGAGAUGUUGUUGCUCAAUCAAAAAUUGUUUUUCCUUUAGUAUUUUCUUCUUUCCAAAGUAAAAGCCACUUUUUCUAGACUCAACCCUGCCACCAAAUCUCUUGUCACCUUGGUUUGCCAGAAAAUAUCCUCAGACUUCCUUUCCCCUCCCUCAGUAGAAAUAAAGACACCCCCAACCCAGAUCAGCUUCAGGAUUUCUCUUGGGAGCAGCCAGGAGAAAUGGUAUCUGGAAUAGGUUGAUGGUGGAGUGGGAACAGGGAGCUGGGGCCAGACCAUUCACAAUAAUAAAAGCAUUAAAACCCAGAC